UACUUAGUAAGAAAAAAGUCCGAACCUAACUUUUCCUCAACAAGCUUUCUUCUUAAUCUUACCUUAUGCUAAACUCAAAUUACUUAAUCCCAAGAAUUUUCAAUUUCAGUCAAAACUUUCAGAACACGAUCCACGAAUGAUUCAAUGAUUCUCCCACCCACCGCCACCGGAGCCCGCUCAAGGAAUUUAUGAGAUUGAAUUUUUCCGUCGCCGAAACCACCGCCGACUGCCACUUCUUAUCUCCGUCGACGGCAGCUCUCUCUCUCCAUCUUCUCCGUUUCAGGGCACAAAAAUGAUGGUGAGAAAAGUUCUGGUUUCCGUGGAGUAGACCUUUGCAUUCGGUGCUCUCCUUUGAUAUUGGAUUUUGAAUCCCAUAAUAUGAUAAAGUUUCUUCUCUUUUAUAAAGUUAUUUUGCUUUGUGGGACAUAACGGCUUUCUCUGUUUUCUAUCAGAAAAGGGUUGUCUUUGUACAUAAUGAUGUGAAGGAGAUCAGUUGAUUUAGUGGAAACAUGGCGAAGGGAAGUCAUGAGAAUGUUGCUUAUAUAGAUGUUGAGAAUUAUCGGUUGGAUGAUGUUAUCAUUAUUGACGAUACUCAAUGUGUAACUAAGAAUUUUCAAAGGGCCGAUAUAUCAACAGAAAGCAGAAAAAGUCCUUCAUGCAUAUAUGUAGAUGAUUGCAGCUCAGAUGAGGAUGCCUGCUCACCUUCAAGAACAUUCCGUCCAUCCUCUCGGCGGCAUUUUGUAGAGUUAGAUGGUCGACAAAACCGAAAACAAUAUGCAUUUUUUAUGGGGAAGUGUAUGCAAAGCAACUAUGGGAAAGCACCUGCUAGAAAUCAUUUUGAUUUACAUGUCAGUGCCCACAGCAGUUCCUCAGAUAGUGAUAGUUCUGAUUGUGAAGUUAUGGAGGGGUCUUUUGAAAAGCUUCGACAACAGUGGGAAGAGGCUUCUUUGAGGAGAAAGCAUGAUGAUCGUCGUACUUUCUUCACAGUAGAAGACCAAGAUAAGGCAUCUGCUUCUCAUGGUGGUGAUUCUGAUACAAAUUUUGAUGUAGAAAAUCAAAUGAAGCAGCAAUCUGAAGUACAAGCGUGUUCUAGUCCUGAAAAUGCUGAAAAUGGUGGCUGCUGUUUGUUGACUGAAUUAAAGAGCAAUUCAGCCGAAAAUGGUCCUCCGGCACCCCUCAGUACGAAGGAUUUGAUUUGUGAACGAGAAAGGCUGAAGGAGACUGAUGAAUACAGACGAGCAAUGGAAGAAGAAUGGACUACAAGACAACAAGAGCUACAAAUUCAGGCUGAAGAAGCACACAAAUUACGUAGAAAAAGAAAAGCGGAGAGAAUGCGACUAUUAGACAUGCAAAGAAGGCAAAUGAAACGUUUAGAAGAAGUGAGAGAGACACAAAAGAAGGAUGAGGAGAAUAUAAACAUGAAGGAACAACUUCGUGCGGAUGUGAGAAAAGAGCUUAGUAUGCUGGAAAUGAAUUGCACUGAUAUGGCCUCCUUGUUACGUGGCUUGGGAAUUCAAGUUGGAAGUAGCUUACAGCCUUCCUCACAAGAGGUGCAAGCAGCAUAUAAAAGGGCAUUGCUCAAGUUUCAUCCAGAUCGAGUAUCAAGCACAAGCACAGACAUACGCCAGCUCGUGGAGGCUGAGGAAAAAUUUAAACUUAUUUCUCACAUGAAGAAAAAAUUUAUGUGCUAACAAACUUGUAAUUGAAUGUAACCUUCUUUUCUUUUCUUUUUAGGCUAAGGUCGUAUACUUUUGUUGCUUUUUUUUCUUUUUUAGUUCUCACAGGUACAUUAAUUUCUUGGUGGGUCUCAUAAUACGUGUUAAUUUUUUGUUUUUA
Messenger RNA from Cucumis melo (muskmelon), 1836 nucleotides. RefSeq lists its product as uncharacterized. The record is from RefSeq and is a predicted model, not a curated record. Bases 510 to 1691 code for a protein of 393 amino acids. Lineage: Eukaryota; Viridiplantae; Streptophyta; Magnoliopsida; Cucurbitales; Cucurbitaceae. The transcript has 5 exons.